AUGGAUAGCGUUCUUCGUCAAUCCAAGGCCAUGUGCCCGUUCCUCAAGACGGCCUCGCCCGCCACUCUCCGAGCCCUGUCAACCACGGCUCGCCCCAAGCCAUCGCCAUGCGGCGGCACCAUGUCCAAGCUUCAGGUCUUUGCUCACCGUUGCCCUGUUAUGGGCCAGGCUAUGGCUGUUCAGUCGGCCAGGAAUGGAUUCGCUGCUGCUGGACUUCGUGCCGUUUCUGGCCAUACCAAGGCUAGCAAGGCUCGCAUCCAUACCAGCCGCACUCAGGAGGCUCGAGCCGUCGACACCCCGAUCCUCGAGGGCCGUGACAAUGGACGCCUUACUCAUGGUCAUGCCGGAUCGGUUGGCAAGUUCAACUAUGAAGGCUUCUACACCUCCGAGCUUGAUAAGAAGCACAAGGACAAGUCUUAUAGGUACUUCAACAACAUCAAUCGUCUUGCCAAAGAAUUCCCACGCGCCCACAUGGCCAAUAAGGAGGACCGAGUCACGGUUUGGUGUGCCAACGACUAUCUUGGCAUGGGCCGAAACCAGCGAGUUCUCAGCAAGAUGAAGGAGACUUUAGAUGAGUACGGUGCUGGUGCUGGUGGUACUCGCAAUAUUUCUGGACACAACCGGCAUGCCGUUGAACUUGAGGGCACCCUUGCGAAACUUCACGCCAAAGACGCGGCCUUGGUCUUCAGCUCUUGCUACGUGGCCAACGACGCAACGCUUGCGACUCUCGGCAGCAAGAUGCCCGACUGUGUCAUCUUGUCCGACAGUCUGAACCACGCGUCCAUGAUUCAGGGCAUCCGCCAUUCAGGCACCAAGAAGAUUGUAUUCAAGCACAAUGAUGUGGCAGAUCUGGAGGCUAAGCUUGCAUCCCUGCCUCUUCACGUGCCAAAAAUCAUUGCGUUUGAGUCUUUGUACAGCAUGUGUGGUUCAAUUGGACCGAUUGAGGAGAUUUGUGACUUGGCUGACAAGUACGGCGCCAUUACAUUUUUGGAUGAAGUACACGCCGUCGGUAUGUACGGGCCACAUGGCGCUGGUGUGGCCGAGCAUCUUGAUUGGGAAGCACAUCAAAAGGGUAUGCCUCGAGGUACCAUAAUGGAUCGCAUUGAUAUCAUUACAGGUACUCUGGGCAAGGCUUACGGCUGUGUGGGGGGUUACAUUGCCGGAAGCUCCAAGCUGGUUGACAUGAUUCGAUCGCUCGCUCCAGGCUUCAUCUUCACCACGUCACUGCCACCUGCCACCAUGGCUGGCGCGAAGACAUCCAUUGAGUAUCAGAUGGAGUAUGCUGGUGAUCGUAAGCUGCAGCAGCUGCACACGCGUGCUGUCAAGGAAGAGCUCAACAAUCGGGACAUCCCAGUCAUUCCAAACCCGUCUCACAUUAUCCCCAUCUUGGUGGGUAAUGCCGAGAUGGCCAAGGCAGCAUCUGAUAUGCUUCUGCAGGAUUACCAAAUCUAUGUACAGUCAAUCAACUAUCCGACUGUGCCCGUUGGACAGGAACGACUCCGCAUCACGCCCACGCCUGGUCAUACUAAGGAGUACCGGGACGAGCUUGUCGAAGCCGUUGACCAGAUCUGGUCCCGCCUUGGAAUCAAGCGCACGUCUGAAUGGGCCGCAGAGGGAGGUUUCAUUGGAGUUGGCGAGCAGGGUAAAGUCGAGGAACCUCUGUGGAACGACAAGCAACUGGGAAUUGAGCAGGCAGCGAAGGAGAUGAUGGCUACGGGACGGGCAAAUGCCUCUGGGUUCACCGAGGCUCUGCUCGAGCGCGAGAUGAGCAAUGCAACGCGCACCACCGGCGUUGCAGCUCACUGA
Molecule: messenger RNA, 1806 nt
Organism: Pochonia chlamydosporia 170
Lineage: Eukaryota; Fungi; Ascomycota; Sordariomycetes; Hypocreales; Clavicipitaceae
Product: 5-aminolevulinate synthase, mitochondrial precursor
Exons: 2
Coding region: 1-1806 (601 amino acids)
Biological process (GO): heme biosynthetic process
Cellular component (GO): mitochondrion
Molecular function (GO): pyridoxal phosphate binding; 5-aminolevulinate synthase activity
Source: RefSeq, a predicted model, not a curated record